Capsaspora owczarzaki ATCC 30864 is the source of this 1128-nucleotide messenger RNA. RefSeq lists its product as hypothetical. The record is from RefSeq and is a predicted model, not a curated record. NCBI's taxonomy places the organism in Eukaryota, Filasterea, Ministeriida, Capsasporidae. The coding region runs from base 29 to 1078 and encodes 349 amino acids. The transcript is spliced from 6 exons.
CUUUUGUUCCACUCAACUCUCAAUCGCAAUGUCCCAGCCGCAGUCUGCGCGAGGCCGCGUGGAUGUCUCUGAUCUGCUUGCGCCGUCGCACCACGGCACCUCCGCCAACAGCGACGUCGUCGACACAUGGGCCGGCAAAGUGACGCGGCUCAAGGCGCUGCACCCGUGGGCAAAGGCGUUUCUCGUUGUCGCCAUGCUCGAGAUUCUGAUUGUCGUCGCACUGACCAUCCAGCGCAUGGCAAUCAUCUCGUACCCAUUCACGGACGACUCGCGCGCCGACAUGACCUACGCGGUCGUGCUGCUCAUCAACGCAGUGUUCUCGUGCUAUUAUGCAGUGCAUGGAUGCCUGCGUGAACGCAAAACGGAAGUUGCCGCGUUCGUGGUGGCCUCCCUGACCGUGACCAUCUACGUUGUCUACCAGUACGCAUUCAACCCGCCAAACACGGAUCCAGACUACGAAUCCAACUGGCACAUUUCGCGAGAGAUCCGAUUCAUCCUGAUCUGCAUCUUUGAGCCGAUGGCAUUGGCGCUGGCCUUCCUGACCCAGCGCCACUUUGGCUGGGUCGAGUACAAGACGGUCGGCGCAAACGUCGACUACAUGCGGCUGCACCGCGAUUACAGCAUGUAUGUGACCUUCCUCAAGUUUGACAUGCAAAUCCAACUGAGCCUGGUCGUGCUGAGUCUCUUUUCGCGUCUCGAGCUCGAUGCAGAGAUGGGCAUUGACAUGGCCGCGGUGGUUGUGGUCUUGAUCACGAUGAUUGUUGGUUGGUUGGCGGUUCAGUCGGAAAACCGCUCCGCCAUGAUCUUUGUCGCCAUCUCAUCCGUCAUCACGUUGGCGUACGACGUGUACACCAUCUACAAGUUUAGCUCGAGCUCGAACGAUGCAAGCUCGUUUGCGCGAUACGCCAUUUUGGCUGCCGCCUCCUUUGCCAUCCUGAUUCGCCUGGUGCUGUUCUUUUUCAUUCGCCGUGUGGUCAGCAACUUUGGUCAGGGUCUCAAGUCCAUGCUUCACAAGCGAUCACACCACCAGCGCCCAGCGAGCGAGGAGGAUCCGUUGAUCCGCCCUUCUUAUUAUUAACUAAAGGCUGAACUCUUUGUUUUCUCGUGCAAUAAAGAACAUAACGAACA